AUGUCUGGCGUGGCGCGCAGCCGUCUUCAGGAGGAGCGAAAAGCAUGGCGAAAAGAUAAGCCAUUUGGCUUCCAUGCACGGCCUGAGACGGCAGAGGAUGGGAGUAUCAACCUGAUGAAGUGGAAAUGUCACAUUCCGGGUAAACAAGGCACUGAUUGGGAGGGCGGAUUCUUCCCUUUGACAAUGGAGUUUUCGGAAGACUACCCAACAAAGCCACCUAAGUGCAAGUUCCCAGCGGGUUUCUUUCAUCCGAACAUCUACCCCUCGGGAACCGUCUGCCUCAGUAUCCUUAACGAGGACGAGGGGUGGCGCCCGUCCAUCACCGUCAAGCAGCUUUUGCUGGGCAUUCAGGAGCUACUGGACACUCCAAACCCAAACAGCCCGGCACAGUCAGAUGCGUUCCUGCUCUAUACCCAGCAGAAGGCCGAGUACUGCAAGAAGGUCAAGAGGCAGGCACUGCAGUACCCUCCCCCAAGCUAG
Messenger RNA from Volvox carteri f. nagariensis, 480 nucleotides. RefSeq lists its product as uncharacterized. Gene Ontology annotation, cellular component: nucleus. The record is from RefSeq and is a predicted model, not a curated record. Gene Ontology annotation, molecular function: SUMO conjugating enzyme activity. NCBI's taxonomy places the organism in Eukaryota, Viridiplantae, Chlorophyta, Chlorophyceae, Chlamydomonadales, Volvocaceae. The transcript has 5 exons. Gene Ontology annotation, biological process: protein sumoylation. Bases 1 to 480 code for a protein of 159 amino acids.